AUGGUGAAGCGUCAUGUGAAGAACGGGAAGUGCAAAGGUGCCCGGAAGUUCAACGGGCCUAAGUACAAGGGGACAGUGAAGAAGGUCAUCAACAACCUCCCGAAGUACAGCACUAUGUCCAUAGAUGAGAAGCCCAAGAAAAAGAAGGGAGCCAAUAAGCCGCAAGGCAUGGACAUCUCCGAACCGAAGGCGCCAAAGCUUAGCAAGGCGCAGAAAAGAGAGAAGAGGAAGCAGGCCGUCAGCCUGGGCAAAGUUGGGAAGACCUCGCCCAAGGCAAUGCCG
This is a messenger RNA of Symbiodinium pilosum, 282 nucleotides long. The record is from the annotation of a GenBank genome assembly. NCBI's taxonomy places the organism in Eukaryota, Dinophyceae, Suessiales, Symbiodiniaceae.